AUGUCUGCAAUUAUAUCAGCUGUAUUUAAAGCCACCAUCGGCUUGAUUGUGAAUAAAGGAAGAGAUGUAGCGGCGGAGAGGAUGAAAGAAGGUGACGUGGCUGAUCAGAAAUUUCGCAGCCUCAUCGUGCGUGAGUUGAAAGAGAUCCACUACAAGUUGCAGGGGCACCCAACGAGGAUAUAGUUCAAAACCACUUAACAUCGCAUUGUUGGACGUAUUUUAGUAUUCAAACGGUAGAUAUAGGCAUAUUUUUAUCCCCUAAAAACUUUUCAUCUGUUCGGAUUUCCUAGCUGAAAAUCCAGUGAUCCGAAAAUUAUAGGGAUAAAAACUUACCUUCUCGAAAAUUUCAGCCCCGAAAAGGCUCCCGAAAAUUCUAGGUGGCCUUUUUUAGGGCAAAAAUCCGUUAAAAAUGAGUAAUUAUACCAUUUUGUAGGUGUUCGAAAAUCCUAGGAGAGGCAGGCAAGCAAGAAAUUUUACAACAAAUGCUCCGAAAAUUCUAGAUCUCAAAUCGUCUUCCGAACAGAUAUUUUCCCGAAAAUUGCCGUUGGGUGCCCCUGAAGUUGGAUGCGUUAUCACAAAAGGAUCUUAAUGCAGCUAUAGACUUCUUUGAAACAGGACUCGGAUGUCUAUACAAGGCAGUCGAUACAAUGCACAGUGCUAAUGUUAGUUUGGGAGCAGCGAAGGUAUCUGAAAGAAAUGAAGAAGAUGACUUUAAACAAGUAACUUUGCCCUCGGACACUGACCCUGAAAAGACAUUAGUCCUUGCAGAUGGAAUAAGAAACAUGCAACUAACUGAGUUGGACGAAACAACGAAAAGUCUGCUUUCUGACGCACUAGAGAAAUUCAGAUUAGCUGUUGAAGACGCGACACACGCCAGUAACAAUGAAGCCCUCAGCAUUUUUGACCGAAUCACAGCCAUUCGAUAUCGUGUUAUGGCGGCUAUGUUAAAGUCAGCAGCUGAGACAGUGAGAACCACUGGCGACUUGACAAAUACUUUGCAGAAAGCAUUACCAGAGUGCGAACAGUGCCUGAAGAAACUCAAUUCGUUACCUGCUGUUCAGAACAGCUUUAAAGUGGAGCUCAGUAAAGGUCUCCUAAACAUAAGAGGUCAAUUUGGUAAAGAUGAACGGAUGCAGAUAAUCUCUACUGUAUGUCAGGUAAAUCGCACCAUCUACGAUGCCAUGCGAACGGUUGGUAAAGACGUACAUGUCUUGGCGUGGCCAUAUAUUGACACCGGAGAAGAUAAAGUUGACCCUCUUCGCGAUGUAAGAGUGUUACAAGUGUUGGAGAAAUCAGAGAAAGUUGACAUGGAGCACUACCGCAUUACACCGGGGUUGUCGUUUGAUAUGCCAGGCAUCCACUGUGCUACUAACACCGUGGGACAGUUUCUGAUUGCAGGAGAGCGCGGGGAAACCGUGCAUGUUUUCGAUAAAAAUGGUAUGUUUCAGUUUAGGUUUAGGCCCCAAACUGAUGAUGCUAAAACAAAGAUUCAAAUUCGUGAUCUCGUCACUGAAGACGUUAGCGAGAAGAUCUAUUUACUGAUCGGACUGUACAAUGAAGAACGAUGGGAGUCAAGUGAAGUGCAGGUUUUAAACAAAACCGCUGACCUUCAGUACAAGUUUCCUGUGACACGCGAGAGUAGACUGGUAGUUAGCGGCAGCAAACUAGUAAUACUGGGAUCAAGGGAGGCUGACGUUUACGAUCAGAAUGGUGAGUUUGAUCGUAGUUUUGAGGUUUUCAAUAGUGGACGCGACAAGUAUUUAUUUGAUUGCACUGCUACUUACGAUGGUCGCAUCAUGAUAACUCACCGUAAAAGAGACUACAGCGAUUACCACUGUGUUCAUGUAUUCACAAUGGAGGGAAAGGAGAUUGCAAGAUUCAGAUCUGGCGUCGGAUUAGAUUUAGCCUUCAUGCGCUUUUCACCUCGCUCUGCAGGUGAACAUGUUGUCAUCGCUGGUUACAAUAUAGAGGAUGGGAUCAUAACAGUGGAGUUAUACACUGUGGAUGGAAAACUAGUGCGAAGAAUUCUGCUGCGUAAUAAAAGUAGAUCUUUUUUAGAUGGAAUUACGGUGACCAUGGAAGGACACAUCGCUGUGUUUUUUGGUGGAAAGGCCGUUGUAUACAAAAACUAA
Molecule: messenger RNA, 2132 nt
Organism: Porites lobata
Lineage: Eukaryota; Metazoa; Cnidaria; Anthozoa; Scleractinia; Poritidae
Source: the annotation of a GenBank genome assembly